Molecule: messenger RNA, 1470 nt
Organism: Seriola dumerili (greater amberjack)
Lineage: Eukaryota; Metazoa; Chordata; Actinopteri; Carangiformes; Carangidae
Product: E3 ubiquitin-protein ligase TRIM63-like
Exons: 9
Coding region: 35-1342 (435 amino acids)
Molecular function (GO): zinc ion binding
Source: RefSeq, a predicted model, not a curated record
CCGCCCCCCCGGCUCCUCGGCGUCUCUCAGCAUCAUGGAGAGUCUGGAGAAGCAGCUCGUGUGUCCCAUCUGUCUGGAGAUGUUCACCAAGCCGGUGGUCAUCCUGCCCUGCCAACACAACCUCUGCCGCAAGUGCGCCAACGACGUCUUCCAGGCGUCCAAUCCCUACCUGUCGACGAGAAGCGGCUCCACGAUGACGUCCGGCGGUCGUUUCCGCUGCCCGUCCUGUCGCCAUGAAGUGGUCCUGGACCGACACGGAGUUUACGGCCUGCAGAGGAACCUGCUGGUGGAGAACAUCAUCGACAUGUACAAACAGGGGAGCACCAGCAGUAAACCUGUGGAGGUGAAGCAGGAGCAGCCGAUGUGUGAGGAGCAUGAGGAGGAGAAGAUCAACAUCUACUGUGUGAGCUGCAGCGUCCCCACCUGUUCUCUGUGUAAGGUGUUCGGAGCACAUAAAGACUGUGAGGUGGCCCCGCUCGACAACGUGUUUACUAAACAGAAGGCGGAGUUGACUGACUGUAUCUCCAUGCUUGUUGGGAACAAUGAGAGGAUUCAGGCGAUCAUCAUUCAGCUGGAGGAAACCUGCAGAGCUGUCAAUGACAAUGGUAGCAGACAGAAGUCGAAGGUGUGCGAGACGUUCGAUCACCUGUUCGCCCUCCUGGAGGAGAAGAAAUGUGAGAUGACAGUGAGGAUCACCUGUGAACAGGAAGAGAAGCUGGACUACAUCCGAGGUCUGAGGAGGAAGUACAACGAGCACAUGGAGAACACGGCCAAGCUGCUGGAGACCGCCAUCCAGACCAUGGACGAGUCCGAGAUGGCCGUGUUCCUGCAGACGACCAAACCUCUGCUACAGAAAAUUGUGGAGGGCACCAACACGUCUCACCUGGACAAACUCCAACAUGGCUACGAGAAUAUGGAGCACUUCACAGCCAACUUCGAUCGUCAGCGGCGAGCGCUGAGCAACGUCGACUUCAUCAGAGCUGAAGAAGACGACGAUGAUGAUGAUGAUGAUGAAGAUGAGGUGGAGGUCAGAGGGACGUCAGACAGUCGAGUUGAGUCGCAGCAGCCAGAUGCACCUGCAGCAGCUACAGCCAAUCAGCACCCUCCUCUCUCACCUGUUCAGUUCUCAGCCCCGCCCCCUCAGAAAUCCUCAGAGGCACCGCCCACAGUGACCACACAUACUAAAAGCCCUGCUCCAUCAUCACUCAGUCAGGCCCCACCCCCUCUGCCUGUCCCCACUGCCAGUGCCACCCCCCAGGUUCAGUGUGACCAGCAGAACGAGUCGGAGGACAAAGAUGGACCCAAACACGUCUUCUCCUUCAGCUGGCUCAACCAGAAAUAGAAUCAGUGCAACCAGUGACACCAGUCCAGGACCUGGAUCAGUCUGACCCGGUCUGAGGACGUUUGUUGAAGGUUUUAACAGAAGACAUUCUUAAUCAAUGAUCUCUGAUGAUCCAUUAGUUGUGUGAA